UAGGGGGAAUUUUAGGUGCCCUGGGGAAGAGGAGGCGGAGGUGAACUGGGAAGAAGAAUGGAGCACCUCACAGCUGGGGAAAAGGAGGCCUUUAAAACUUCAGGUUUUCUUGGAAGAUUUGGGGUCUUCAUUCCAAGGGCAGCCUUUUGCGAGAGCGGGAGGUGAGCCUAAACCCAGAUGUGGGCGUCUUGGGAAGGAGCUGGAUCGGCCUCCUGGAGCGCAGCCCCGGAGCCCGAGGACUGGUUAGAAUGGCUGGCGGGGAGAAGCCCCCAGGCAGAGGUGGGAUGGGGCGGGGCUGCUCCUCUGCCCCGCCCCCAGACCCGGGCACACCCGAGGGCAGCGACCCCAGCGCUUUGGCCGGUCUGGGAGGAGGCUCCCGGGCGCAGCUUACCACUACAGGGGCGGCCCCGGAUCACAUGGGCGGAGGCACCUCCCGGAGCUCCGGGCGGGCUCUCCCUAGAGCCGACAAUCCUCGGCGGCGGUGAGAGCCACAGCUGCCCCCUCUUCGCUCAACUUGCGCACCGCGUCUUGUACCGGGGGGACUGGCGGCCCCGGCUGCCAGAGCCGCUCAGACAUGGCACUGACUGUGGACGUAGUAGGGCCUGCGCCCUGGGGCUUCCGAAUCACGGGCGGCCGAGAUUUCCACAUGCCCAUCGUGGUGUCCAAGGUGACUGAGCGAGGAAAAGCUGAAGCUGCCGAUCUCCGACCCGGGGACGUCAUUGUGGCCAUCAAUGGGGAGAAUGCAGGAAGUAUGCUUCACGCGGAGGCCCAGAGCAAGAUCAAACUGAGCCCGUCCCCGCUGCGGUUGCAGCUGGACAGGUCUCAGUCAUCUCCUGGCCAAGCCAAUGGUGGAAGUUCCCUGGAGCUGGCCUCCUGUUUCCAGAACCCCAUGAGGACCAGAACUGACAGCCAGACCUCAGUAAGAUCCUCUUACUCCAGUCCAGCUUCCCUCAGCCCUCCGCCAUCCCGAAGUUCGUUUUCCACCCCACCCCCAGCCAGCUCGCACCCCCUGCCAGGAGAGGUGGUGAACAGCAGCAGUUUCCAGAGCUUGUCGUAUUCCCCAGCUUCUGUCUCUGUAGAACACCUGAACUCUGGGGGCCAUCUUAGCAGCCGGCAGGCUGGGCUUGGUCGAGCUGGCGACUCUGCCGUCUGGGUGCUGCCGCCUUCCCCAGGGGGGUUCCGAGGCUCCCAGUCCGCUAGCCCCAAACGAUCCUCCAGCCCCAAGCGCAGUGUGGACUUUGAAGGGGGAGGGCCUUAUCUAGAAGAAGAUUCUGAGGUCUUCAAGAUGUUACAGGAGAAUCUCGAGGCUCGGACCGCCCCUAGACAGUCCAGUUCCUUCAGGAUGCUGCAGGAGGCACUGGAGGCCGAGGAGAGAGAUGGCACUUCUGCUUACGUGCCCAGCUCGCUGAGUCCGUUGGCUUCCCGGCCAGCUGGUACUGCCCAGACCACACCACCCAGACUUCACAUCUGUGAGAAAUGCAACACCAACAUCAUGAACCAGGCUGUACGGAUACAGGAUGGGCGGUAUCGACACCCUGGCUGCUAUACCUGUUUGGACUGUGGGCUAAAUCUGAAGAUGCGGGGCCACUUCUGGGUGGGUGAUGAGUUGUUUUGUGAGAAACAUGCCCGGCAGCGCUACUCAGCCCUCCAUCCCCUCAGCUCCCACUCCUGAAGGGCCCUCUUGGAUCUCUCUUUUCUCUCCCCCCACUCCCAGACCUUUCAUCUGAGGAACUCUGCUGGGGGUCUUUGCCAAUGGGAAGCUUGUGUGGAAGAGGAGGUGGUGGGUAGUGGGAUCCUGGGAGCUCUUGGGAAUUGAGUUUGGGGACCAUUUCAAGGAUGGGAAUAUUUUUUCUGCCAGGCCCUCUGUCUCCAGGUGCAGGCGAGGAGGGCAAGGUCUUAGGCCCAUUUAGAGCUAUAAAAGGUGGUUUUCCUUUUCAAGGUGGGGACCAUGUCACAGGGUGAGUGGGCUGUGCACCAGAUGCUGAGCUCUUGGUCAUACAUAGGGUGAGGGCUGAGUGGGUUACAGUGCAAGGCAAAAAUGAUUUGCUUUGAAAGCCAUUGCGUGUAAAGAUAUGGAAAUAUAUAUAUAUAUAUACAUGUAUAAAUAAAGUAGAUGAUACUGCAUCUCCCUCUUGGCCCUCUUCCCUCCCAAUAGUUUGAUUCCAGGCUUUAAAACUACACGGAGAGGGUUCCUUAAUACAAACAGGUUUCCUUCUGAACUCAGGCAGGCGUGAGUGCUGGGUGACUUGUGGAGGGGAGGGCCUUCAGAGUGGGGUGGGGGAAGUCUGGAGGGUCUGCAGACAAACUAUGCUGGUUCCGGUUUUGCAUUUGGUGAACCAGGUUCAGGGUAUGUAUCAAUUAUCAUUAAUAGUCUUAAAAAUAACACAUCUUCCCUUAAUACUUUGAAGUUUACAACUUCCCUGUAAGAUUCGUAGUUCAAGGCUUGCUAUUAUUUUACAAAUGGGAAUGAGGCUCAGAGAUGCUUGUAGCCUUGGCAAUAAGUAAAUGGAAGACCUGGAAUUGAAUCCCGUAUCUCCCGACUCCACAUCAAGUGUUUUUGCCACUCUGCCAUAUGGUUUCACUCUGGCAUAAAAUGCUCUGCCUGCAAUCUUGUAAACUGUAGUGAAGACUGGCUAUACCCUAGGUUGUCUGUGUAUGAGUAUGUAUGCAUACAUGUAUAUUAUCUGUAUCUCUGUCUAUCCAUUCGUUCAUUUGUACUUUUAAUAAAUGGGCGGCUAAGUGGCACAGUGGAUAGAGCCCUGGGCUUGGAAUCUGGAAGACUCAUUUUUGUUGAGUUUUGUGAGUUCAAACGUGCCUCAGCUUUUCAUCUGUAAAAUGAGCGAAAGAAAGAAAUGGCAAACUAUUCCAGUAUCUUUGCCAAGAAGAUCCCAAAUGGGAUCCACAAGAGCUGAAUAUGACUGAAACAACUGUACAAACUUUUAAGUGAAAGACAAACUGAGAAUGCUAGUCUUGGCUCGUUGAUUUACAAGCUACAUAUAUAAGCUUUAACAUAUAAUUGUACGCACAACAAAGAUUUAGCACAUAUAAGCUUAACAUGAAACACACACUGUGUGUGUGUGUAUGAGAGAAAAUUCAGUGCAGCCGAUUCAGAGCUGUAUAAAGUGCAGAAGGUGUAAAUGGUUGGAAUUUAUAAAAAAACAAACAAACAGAAAAACACUUCCACAUUUUAUUUCUUUUUUCUCCUUCCAUUAUUUAGUGUUUUAUCUUUCCCCAGUUACUUUUAUUUUUCCCCGGUUACUCUAUUUUAUUCCUAUACAGAAGUAGAGCUGUGAUGAAACCAUAGUCUGAGCAGAAUUUCUGUUCUAGACUCUGGUAUGAGCUAUUUGCUUGAAAUUGUGUAGACUACUGGUCCAGACUCGGAUUUACUCCAUUAGAAACACUAUGUCAUAUGCUGUGGUGACCCAUGCUAAUAAGUACUCUAGCCCUGGCCUAAGGUAGCUGACAGGCAGGAGUUGAGCACCUUGAAAAUAAGAUCCACCUUGAAUCUUCAGGUAGAUGGGUAGGGCUCUUUUCAGAGGGUAACCUCAACCCCAACAUUCAAACAUUAAAAACUCAGGUUGGCCCACAUUUGGGGCCAAGACUGGUCUGAUCUGUGAUUUCAUUAAGGCUAAUAAUAGCUUAUUUGACCCUUUCAUUAUUUACUCAAAAGAUAUUAUAAUCUAGAUGGACAAUACAUAUGAUCAUAGAUUUAGAACUAAAAGAAACUAGACUUCAGAAAUACUUUGAUCCACCCACUCUUUUUUUUUUAAAGCAGGAAUUUAAUUAAAAAUUUUUUUCAAUUAACAAGCAUUUAUGUUUUCUCCCUCCCAUUUCUCCUCCCAUUGAGAAAGAAUGAAAAACAACCUCCUUGUAACAAAUAUGCAUAAUCAAGCAAAAUAAGGGCAUUUGACUAGAUCCAAAAAUGUCUUUCAUUCUACAUAUUUAGUCUGUUGGCUCUGUUAGGAGUGAGGAUGGUAUUCAUUGGUCCUCUGGAUUCUUGUUUGAUUAUUUUAUUGGUUAGAGUCCUCAACACUCAAAAUUGUUCAUUUUUUGCAUCUUUAUUUUAGAAUAAAUUGUUCUUCUGGC
Antechinus flavipes (yellow-footed antechinus) is the source of this 4086-nucleotide messenger RNA. RefSeq names its product PDZ and LIM domain 2 (gene PDLIM2). Gene Ontology annotation, cellular component: adherens junction; Z disc; stress fiber. The record is from RefSeq and is a predicted model, not a curated record. Bases 575 to 1672 code for a protein of 365 amino acids. The transcript has 10 exons. Gene Ontology annotation, molecular function: actin binding; muscle alpha-actinin binding. NCBI's taxonomy places the organism in Eukaryota, Metazoa, Chordata, Mammalia, Dasyuromorphia, Dasyuridae. Gene Ontology annotation, biological process: actin cytoskeleton organization; heart development; muscle structure development.